Messenger RNA from Sorex fumeus (smoky shrew), 1077 nucleotides. RefSeq names its product TSPY like 5 (gene TSPYL5). The transcript has a single exon. Gene Ontology annotation, cellular component: nucleus; chromatin. The record is from RefSeq and is a predicted model, not a curated record. NCBI's taxonomy places the organism in Eukaryota, Metazoa, Chordata, Mammalia, Eulipotyphla, Soricidae. Bases 1 to 1077 code for a protein of 358 amino acids. Gene Ontology annotation, biological process: nucleosome assembly. Gene Ontology annotation, molecular function: chromatin binding; histone binding.
AUGAGCGGCCGGAGUCGGGGUCGGAAGUCGGCCCGCGCCAAGGGCCGGGGCAAGGGGCGCCACCGAGGCCGCGGCCGCCCGGCGCCGGCCGCCCCCGACGCCGCCACCGACGACGCCGCCGCCGCCGCCUCUCAGGGCCCCGCGUGCGCGGACGGCGCGGCCGUCGGGGGCGGCCCCGGGGGCGCCCGGCCCGGCCCGGCCACGGCCACGGCCAAGGCCCCGGCCCCGCGCCUGGCGGCCGAGCCCGUCGGGCUGAGGAACGGGCCCCGCGGGGGCGGCCGGAAGGCGCCUGAGGCGGCCAAGCCCCGACGCGGCGGCGCUGAGGGGCGGCCGGCCGAGGCCCCCGCGCCCGGACCCGCGCCCGCACCCGCGCCCACACCCGCGCCCGCGCCCGCGCCCCGCGACGUGAGCGCGCUGGAGGCGGCGCAGCGGCGGCUGGAGGCGGCGGGCGCGCAGGCCGAGCGCGCCUACCUGCGCCUGGCGCGCAAGUUCGGGCGGCUGCGGCUGCAGCACCUGGAGCGCCGCGAGCGCCUCAUCCGCGCCGUCCCGGGCUUCUGGGCCCAGGCGCUGCAGAGCCACCCGCGCCUGGCCGCCCUGCUGGGCCGCCGCGACCGCGAGCUGCUGGGCCACCUGCGCAGCCUGGAGGUGGAGGAGCUGGGCCUGGCGCGCCUGGGCUACCGCAUCACGCUGCGCUUCGGCCGCAACCCCUUCUUCCAGAACCGCGUGCUGGUCAAGGAGUACGGGUGCGGGCCCGCGGGCCGCGUGGUCUCCCGCAGCACGCCCAUCCGCUGGCUGCCGGGCCACGACCCGCAGGCCCUGCUGCAGGGCGGCGGCCCCGACGGCCCCGGCGGCCCCGGCCCGAGCUUCCUGGGCUGGUUCGCCCAGCACAGCCCCGUCGAGGCCGACAGCAUCGUGGAGAUCAUCAACGAGGAGCUCUGGCCCGACCCCCUGCGCUACUACCUGCGGGGCGAGGCGGAGAAGGAGGCGAAGGCGAAGGCCAAGGAGGGCGGCGAGCGGGACCCCGCCAAGCCGCCCGCCGAGCCCCCGCCCCAGCCCGGGCCCCGGGCCGCCAACUGA